AUGUCGACAUCCACCAGCACAGUCCCCUCUGAGCGGCGCUUCGGCCAGUACGUGCGCCUCCGCCCCUCGGCACUCAAGGAGUACAAGGAGAUACACGCAGCUGUCUGGCCCGAGGUUCUGCAGCAGAUACGGGAGUGUAACAUCCGUGACUACUCGAUAUUCUUCGACGACGCAACAGGUAUCCUGUUUGCGACCUUCAAGUACGUGGGCACCGACUAUGAGGCAGACAUGAACAAGAUGGCGGCGAACGAGAAGGUCAGGGAGUGGUGGGAUGUGACGGACCAGAUGCAGGAGAGCCCCAUUGAAGGCGCGGUUAGUAGCAAAGAGGGGCCUGGCUGGUGGAAGGCCACGGAGGAGGUGUUUUACAUGAAGGAGUAG
Morchella importuna is the source of this 378-nucleotide messenger RNA. RefSeq lists its product as uncharacterized. The transcript has 3 exons. The record is from RefSeq and is a predicted model, not a curated record. NCBI's taxonomy places the organism in Eukaryota, Fungi, Ascomycota, Pezizomycetes, Pezizales, Morchellaceae. Gene Ontology annotation, molecular function: racemase and epimerase activity, acting on carbohydrates and derivatives. The coding region runs from base 1 to 378 and encodes 125 amino acids.